UUGCCCCCACUAUUUCUGAGAUAAUAGAAAAAUGCAGAACACUGCUAAUAGUGGGUAGGAUAUGUCCUGUACUUGUUAAUGAGUAUUCUGUUUCUUAAGCUUAUUCAGAUUCUUGCCAUGAGUUUUUAAAAAUGCUUAGGGUAGGAGGCUUUUGGAGAUAUAAUAGGACAUGAAUGGACAUUCUGGAAUCUUUUCAGAUAGGAAAGUUUCCCCUUAACUGUAUAUGCAGAUGGCACAGUAAUUUUUUUUAUUGGAGUAUAGUUAUUUACAAUGUUGCAUUAAUUUCUACUGUACCACAGUGAUUUUUCUAAGAAAGCAUUGAUUUGUUUUUAUGACACAGAAAACUUUGUGGGCUGUUUAUUUUCAGGUCAUCUGUGAACAGCAAACAUUCCUUUUUUUAGUUAGUUUAGUUAGUUAACUUCUUCUGUAAAUCAAAAACUGCUGUGCUUUCUGCAGACAUUUUCUCUCUGGUUUUCCAAAUUACCCUUUCUACCAUGUAGAAAAAUCUUUUUGUGGACGUCGUUUUGGUCCUUUGCUUUUUGAAAUGUGUGUAAAACUCAGCCAUAAUCGAAUAUUGGAUUCUAUCAGCAAGCAUCAAAUAGCACCCAAUGAAUUGAGAGUAAUACAAAAAAAUUAACUGGGAUGUGACUGACUGAGCAUGAGUUCACCCAGUUUUAUGCAUUUCACAGUUUAUAUUGUUGUUCUCAGCUUUUGAUUUUGAAAAUGGUUAAGAUAUAAUUGCUUUGACCAAAGUGGUGCUAAAUCAUUAUUGAUUUAAGAAUCUCUGGCCAUGAACAAUCAACGUGGACUUGAGUUUUUGUAGCUGUUGUUAGGACAUGCAUUUUCAGGAAGGGUGAUAUCGCCCCCAACAGGGGAAAAUUGUCCUUGGGGACAAAAACGUCUUACUCUUAUGUAUAAAGCACAGAUGUACAUACAGUAGAGAAAGAGAUACACUGUAUUUCUGGGAAGAUUGACCUCUGUGUUAGAGGUAGAGAGCCACCUUGCCAGCAAGCAACACCUUUCCAACUUUCCAAAUUCCAAACGGACACAAGAGGGAUCACAGUCGUUCAGCUCCACUUCAGCGCCACCAGCCUGGAGUUGGGAUCUCAGUGGCAGAUUGCAGCGGGCAUCUCGGUCAAUGUUAGAACGAUCUGAGCAGCAGAUCAGGGCGGCUUCGGGUUUGGAGGAACUACUGCAGAUCACACACUUCGAGGACUGGAAGCUAUGGAGAUGCCGACUGAAACUCAAAAGUCUCACCAGCACAGACUCUCGCUCAGCAUCCCAUCGGUCUACCAGGUUUGCGGCCACUUUCUAUGACAUGGAGACACUCAAAGUUAUAGACGAGGAAUGGCAAAGGACACAGUGCAGCCCUCGAGAGACCUGCGUGGAGGUGGCCAGUGAGCUGGGGAGCAGCACGGACACAUUUUUCAAGCCUCCCUGUGUGAACGUGUUCCGGUGUGGUGGCUGCUGCAAUGAAGAGAGCCUCGUCUGUGUCAAUACCAGCACGUCGUACGUUUCCAAACAGCUCUUUGAGAUAUCAGUGCCUUUGACAUCAGUACCUGAAUUAGUGCCUGUUAAAGUUGCCAACCAUACAGGUUGUAAGUGCUUCCCAACGGCUCCUCGUCAUCCAUUCUCAAUUAUUAGAAGAUCUAUCCAGAUCCCAGAAGAAGAUCGCUGCUCCCAUUCCAAGAAGCUCUGUCCUGUUGACAUGCUCUGGGACAGCAACAAAUGUAAAUGUGUUUUACAGGAGGAGAAUCCACUGGCAGGAAUGGAAGAUCACACUCACCUCCAGGAACUGGCUCUCUGUGGUCAGCACAUGAAGUUUGAUGAAGAUCGUUGUGAGUGUGUCUGUAAAACACCAUGUCCCAGAGACCUCAUCCAGCACCCAGAAAACUGCAGCUGCAUUAAGUGCAGAGAGAGUCUGGAGAGCUGCUGCCAGAAGCACAAGAUAUUUCACCCAGACACCUGCAGCUGUGAGGACAGAUGCCCCUUUCACCCCAGAACCUGUGCAAAUGGAAAACCGGCAUGUCCAAAGCAUUGCCGCUUUCCAAAGGAGAAAAGGGCCACCCAUGGGCUCCAGGAUCGAGAAAAUCCUUGAGUUAGCCUUGAUCCCCAGUUCCCCAUCCAUGUCAUUUAAACAGCAUGCUGCUUUGCGAAGUUGCUGUCACUAUUCCAGGUGUUAGGGGAAAAAAAUCCGUUUUACAUAGUACCAUGGUGAAUCCCGACUGACCUUCCAUUAAACAACAGCUGAGGAUUCCCUGGCUCACUGCCAAAUGUCUUCUAACAGAAGAUGCUCUGCACACCAGGGAAUGGAGAGGAAGAAAUCUCCCUUACCCUCCCCCCUUUUUUUCGUGAGUGAAAAAGGUUUGAUCAUCAUGGAGUGACAGGUACCAUGUGAUUAAUUACUCAGAGCAGAUGAGGCAAUUUGCAUAGUCUUUGAGUCCUUUGCUAAUUGCAACUCUCUUGUGAACUGUUUUGAUUCUUUCUUAUGCAGAUCUUGAUGUAUAUGAUCAGCACUGAUUAUCUGAUUACUGUCCAGCUUGUAGUUUUGAGUUCACCAAACUACUGUCUGUUGUUUUAUAUUUAAGUGUAUUUAAAGAAAAUAAACACAUUUAUUCAA
This is a messenger RNA of Bubalus bubalis (water buffalo), 2620 nucleotides long. It is a transcript of the gene VEGFD, whose product is annotated as vascular endothelial growth factor D. The transcript is spliced from 7 exons. The record is from RefSeq and is a predicted model, not a curated record. Bases 1139 to 2098 code for a protein of 319 amino acids. Gene Ontology annotation, molecular function: chemoattractant activity; vascular endothelial growth factor receptor 3 binding; growth factor activity. Lineage: Eukaryota; Metazoa; Chordata; Mammalia; Artiodactyla; Bovidae. Gene Ontology annotation, biological process: induction of positive chemotaxis; positive regulation of angiogenesis; vascular endothelial growth factor receptor signaling pathway. Gene Ontology annotation, cellular component: membrane.